AUGUCGAUGCUGGCUGAGCGGCAGUGGAUGCAGAAGUGGACUGUGGAUCCAAGAAACACUGCGUGGAGCAAUGACGAUUCCAAGUUUGGUCAGAGGAUGCUAGAGAAGAUGGGGUGGUCUAAAGGAAAGGGUUUAGGGGCUCAGGAGCAAGGAGCCACAGAUCAUAUUAAAGUUCAAGUUAAAAAUAACCACCUAGGACUUGGAGCUACGAUCAAUAAUGAAGAUAACUGGAUUGCUCAUCAGGAUGAUUUUAACCAGCUUCUGGCUGAGUUGAACACUUGCCAUGGGCAGGAAACAACAGACUCCUCAGACAACAAAGAGAAGAAGACUUUCAGCCUUGAAGAAAAGUCUAAAAUCUCCAAAAACUGUGUUCACUAUAUGAAAUUCACAAAAGGGAAGGAUCUAUCAUCUUGGAGCAAAAGAGAUCUUGACUGCAUUUUUGUGAAAAGACAGAGUAAGAAGACUCCUGAGGAUGAUGAUUCCAGCCCUUCCACUCCAGAUGGGAAUGUAUCCUCCACUACAAUGACCAGCGCCUUCACCAUUGAGGAGUACUUUGCCAAGUGGAUGGUGGAGCUAAAGAAUAAGCCACAGGUCAUAGCAGCAGGGUCUGACCUUGAAGAGAACCGAAUAGAAAGAAAAAGGAGAAAGAAGAGAAAGAAAAGGGCAAAAGAUAAAAAUGUGGAGACUUACACCGAACCCCAGGCCGAGAAGAAUAGAGACCAAGUUGAACGGCAGCUCGGAGACCUUUGUUGGGAUGGGAAUUCUGGUGUUUCUGCUGAGGAUGGAGAGGAUUGUGUGUGGCCCCCUGAUGACCAGGACAUUACCCCAAAGCCCAAAAAAAGGAGAGAAAAGAAAAACUACAAAAGCAAGUUGAAGUAG
Molecule: messenger RNA, 879 nt
Organism: Callorhinus ursinus (northern fur seal)
Lineage: Eukaryota; Metazoa; Chordata; Mammalia; Carnivora; Otariidae
Source: RefSeq, a predicted model, not a curated record